AUGUCUGCUCAUGCAACUUCCGGUAAGCCUGUAUCUCGCAGGCCACAAGCAAAGCUCGUCAUGCCAGCGCUGAUGGCCCUUGAGCUCAUCGUGGCAACAGUCGCGGCUGUCCCACUAGCUUUGCCUGGCUGCCCGGAGGCCUGCGGCAGGGUCACCGUCCCCUACCCUUUCGGCUUCCGGCAAGGCUGCUUCCACGCGGGCUUCAACCUCACCUGCGACCACACACGCCACCCUCCGAAGCUGCUCCUGGGCGAUGGCGUGGAGGUGGACGCCAUCUCCCUGGCGGACGGCACGGUACGUGUCCAGAGCAAGACUGUGAGCGCUACGUGGUCCGACCCUAUCAGAAACGACACACGGACGCCAUCUCUCAUAAACUCCAACGGCUCGUGGGUCGGCGGCCUUACGGGUACCGGUGGGCAGCAGCUCGCGGUGUCGUCGGAGCACAACGUAUUCGUGGUCAUCGGAUGCAACUUCAUCGGCUACCUCGUUGCCCCAGACCCUUUUCGCAGCGCUCCGGAGCACAUCAGUGCCUGUGCCGCGCUGUGCGAUAGGUCUCCGGGCACCGAACUUGAGGAGUACACCUCGUGUUCGGGCGUUGGCUGCUGCCGGACGAUGUUCAAGGGUGAUUUGGACAAUACAGAGGCCGUGUACCAGGUGAUGUUCAAGCAUUUGGUGCACGAUACGGAGGUCGUGUACCCAGCGUGGGACACACCGUCGGAGUCGGUGGCCGCGUUCAUAGUCGAUCGAGAGUGGUUCAACGGGAAUGCAGGAGUGAUGCUUAAUAACACCUUCGGUUCUUAUGACCACCAUUGGGGAAGUCUAAGCCCCGUAGCCGUACCCACCGUAUUAAUUUGGUGGCUGGAACAAGACCGAGACCGUGAUAUAGUGUUCUACGAUCCUAAUGUCUCUCACUGGAGAUGCCUAAGUUUGAACAGCGUCGUUACCUACGUUAAUGGAUUUGCAAUAAGGUGCAGUUGCUUGGACGGAUACGAAGGCAAUCCUUACAUGCGUCAGGGAUGCCAAGAUAUCGACGAGUGCCUACAGCCAGGUGUUUAUCCCUGCCAUGGGACCUGCAUCAAUAUGCCAGGGACAUACCGAUGCUCAGCAAAGAAAAGAAUCAUCAACUUACCAGGUCUAAUUACCAUAAUAGCAAUUGCUGCUGGUUUUAGCCUACUGUUUUCAGUCCUAGGUAUUGCCCAAGUCACAAAAAAACUCAAGAAACAAAGAGCCAAGAAGUUCAGACAGAAGUUCUUUAAGAAAAACCAUGGAUUGCUUCUGCAACAGUUAAUCUCUUCGAACAAAGAUAUAGCCGAAAAGAUGAAAAUUUUCAGCUUAGAAGAGCUAGAGCAAGCAACCAACAAGUUUGACCAUAAUCGGGUCCUUGGCGGCGGUGGGCAUGGCACAGUCUAUAAGGGCAUCUUAUCUGAUCAACGUGUUGUGGCCAUCAAGAAGGCCAAAAUUGUAGUUCAAAGGGAAAUCGACCAGUUCAUAAAUGAGGUUGUCAUACUUUCACAGACAAACCAUAGGCAUGUGGUGAAGCUCUUUGGCUGCUGCCUCGAGACAGAAGUUCCUCUACUAGUCUAUGAGUUCAUAUCGAAUGGAACUCUAUUGUAUCAUCUCCAUGGCCAAAGUGAGAACCCUUUGUCAUGGAAAGAUAGAUUGAAAAUUGCAUUGGAAACUGCAAGGGCUAUUGCAUAUCUGCACUCUGCUGCUUCCAUAUCUGUAUACCAUAGGGACAUCAAAUGCGCAAAUAUAUUGCUUACUGAUACUUUAACAGCAAAAGUAUCAGAUUUUGGAGCUUCAAGGUCAAUUGCAAUAGAUGAGACAGGAAUACUUACAGCCAUCCAAGGAACUUAUGGUUACCUUGAUCCUGAAUACUACUAUACCACUCGACUCACGGAGAAGAGCGAUGUUUACAGCUUUGGUGUUAUCCUAGCAGAGCUACUGACGAGGGUGACACCAGUUUUUUCUUCUCAUUCGUCAGAAAGCACAAGCCUUGCAUCUCAUUUUGUGUCACUUAUAAGGGAUAAUCGAUUCUUAGAUAUUCUAGAUACACAAAUUGUUGAGGAGGGAGGGGCUGAAGAUGCUGAGGUGAUUGCAAGACUCACAGAAGCAUGCUUAAGUUUAAAAGGUGAAGAAAGGCCUACAAUGAGACAAGUGGAGACAACACUUGAAGAUGUGCAGAACUUAAAGGUCAAUCUCAGUUCUCAGAUCACAAGAGUGAACCAGAGUGCUAUAAAUGCUCAGUCAUACAAGGGAAGCAAAGGCAGUGAAGGAACUAGGCUGUACAGCUUGGAAAAAGAGUUCAUCCAUUCAUCUGAAAUUCCAAGAUGA
Messenger RNA from Triticum turgidum subsp. durum (durum wheat), 2334 nucleotides. The record is from the annotation of a GenBank genome assembly. NCBI's taxonomy places the organism in Eukaryota, Viridiplantae, Streptophyta, Magnoliopsida, Poales, Poaceae.